Messenger RNA from Trichogramma pretiosum, 2725 nucleotides. It is a transcript of the gene Cbp80, whose product is annotated as nuclear cap-binding protein subunit 1. The coding region runs from base 1 to 2373 and encodes 790 amino acids. Gene Ontology annotation, cellular component: nuclear cap binding complex; nucleus. Lineage: Eukaryota; Metazoa; Arthropoda; Insecta; Hymenoptera; Trichogrammatidae. The transcript is spliced from 9 exons. Gene Ontology annotation, biological process: nuclear-transcribed mRNA catabolic process, nonsense-mediated decay; mRNA export from nucleus. The record is from RefSeq and is a predicted model, not a curated record. Gene Ontology annotation, molecular function: RNA cap binding; protein binding; mRNA binding.
AUGAGCCGCAGAAGGGCACACGAUGACGACGAUGGAUAUGACCGAGUUUACAAGAAACGCAGGAGGGUGUCGGAAAAUCAAGAAAUCGAGGAUCGCCUCGAGUCUCUUAUUUUACGAGUUGGAGAAAAAUCAACCUCUUCUCUGGAAAGUAAUCUAGAAGGCCUGGCAUCUGUGCUUGAAGCUGACCUUGGUUUGUUUAGAGGUAAAAUUUUGCGUAUUUUGACGGACUGUGCGAUUAAGAUGCCGGAAAAAUGUACCAUUUACACCACUCUUGUUGGCUUGCUGAAUGCCAAAAAUUUCAAUUUUGGUGGUGAAUUCGUUGAUUAUAUGGUAAAACAUUUCAAAGAGGCCUUGAAAGCUGGCAAAUGGGAAGUUGCAAGAUACUCUCUGAGAUUUUUGGCUGAUUUAGUUAACUGCCAUGUUUUAUCUUGUGGUUCUUUGAUGCAAAUGUUUGAUAAUCUACUGGAUGCAUCAAAUGAAGAUAGCGUUCCACAAGUUAGACGAGAUUGGUAUGUUUAUGCUGUGCUAUCAACUUUACCAUGGGUUGGAAGAGAACUUUUCGAGAAAAAAGAACAAGAACUUGAUCAUCUAAUGGUUACAAUUGAAGUUUUCUUAAAUAAACGCAGCAAGAAACAUCAACCUGCUCUUAGAGUAUGGUCCAGCGAUACACCACAUCCUCAAGAAGAAUACUUAGAUUGUUUAUGGGCUCAAGUAAGAAAAUUAAGACAAGAUAAUUGGGCAGAAAAACAUAUUCCAAGACCUUAUUUAGCUUUUGAUUCAAUUCUGUGUGAAGCACUCCAACAUAAUUUACCUGUGAUCAUACCUCCACCACAUCAUGAUGGGUAUAUUUAUCCAUUACCAACUGUAGUUUUUCGAAUGUUUGAUUACACUGAUUGCCCUGCAGAAGGUCCUUUACUACCAGGUAGCCAUGCUAUCGAAAGAUAUCUUAUUGAAGAGCACUUGCGUCAAAUAAUUGACACAUAUUACAUUGAGAGAAAAGAUUGUGCUGCACAACUUUUGAACUUCCCAUAUAAAGCCAAAAUUCCUCUAGACUACUGUAUUGUUGAAGUAAUGUUUGGAGAACUUUUUAAACUUCCUACACCAAAACAUUUGGAAGUGUGUUAUGGAUCAAUCAUGAUUGAACUUUGUAAAUUACAACCAUCAACAAUGCCUCAGGUUUUAGCUCAAGCAACGGAAAUCCUAUUUCGUCGCAUUGAUAGUAUGGCUACUGCAGCUUUUGAUAGAUUUGUAUGGUGGUUUUCUUAUCACUUGAGUAACUUUCAAUUCAGAUGGUCAUGGGAAGAUUGGGAUUCCUGUUUACUUCGUGAUGCUGAACAUCCUAGACCUAAAUUUAUUAAAGAAGUUUUGCUCAAAUCUCUAAGAUUAUCAUACUUUCAAAGAAUAAAAGAUAUGAUGCCAGAAAGUUAUGCUGAAUUGUUACCAGCUUUGCCCGAACCAAUUUAUAAGUACACUGCAGAGGGUGCAAGUUCAUUACCUGGCACAUCUGUAGCACAUGAACUUGUUGUUUCAAUAAGACGCAAGUGCACUCCAGAAGAAGCUCUGAAUGUUUUGAACUCUUUACCUGGACCAGGAGAAAACGAAGAAAAUUGUUCUUUUAAUCCUCUGAAAAUAGACGUAUUUGUUCAAACUCUAUUAAAUUUGGGGUCAAAAAGUUUUAGUCAUAGUUUUGCUGCGAUUGGGAAAUUUCAUUAUGUGUUCAAGGUUUUAGCAGAAUCGGAAGAAGCUCAAAUUUGUAUUCUUAGAAAUAUGUAUGCCCUAUGGAAGAAUCAUUACCAAAUGAUGAUUGUUUUAACAGAUAAACUUCUUAAAACUGGAAUAAUAGAGUGUAGUGCAGUUGCAAAUUGGAUUUUUUCUAAAGAAAUGGCUUCUGAAUUUACCAAAAUUUACAUUUGGGAAAUUCUACAUUUGACUAUAAGAAAAAAAAAUAAGCAUGUCAUAAAACUGACCAAAGAAUUAUCAGAUGCCAGAGAAAAAUUACGUCGGAAUGAAAACAGAUCCGGCUCAUCUUCUGACGAUGAUGAGAAAGAAAAAGAAAGACCUUCCGAGGAGGUAGUAGAAAGAAUGGAAGAAAAGUUGGAAGCUGCACAAGCUGAUCAAAAGAAUUUGUUUUUGAUUAUAUUCCAACGGUUUAUAAUGAUUCUUUCUGAACAUCUGUCAAAAUGUGAUACUGAUGGUGUUGAUUAUAACACACAUUGGUACAAAUGGACAAUUGGGAGACUUCAACAAGUUUUUAUGACUCAUCAUGAACAAGUUCAGAAAUAUUCAUCAACUUUGGAAACAUUACUUUUUACUUCAGACUUGGAUUCUCAUAUUUUAGAUGUAUUCCAUCAGUUUGUUUCUCUUCGUGCGUGAUUAUUCAUUAAUUAAUUGAUAAUUGUCAUGUGCAUCUUGAAUUAUAGACGAAGUGUAAAAUUUGUCAACUCAUAAUCAAUUUGUAAUUUUAUAAAAUUACGUAGCAACUUCUACUUCUUAAGAUUUAUGUAAGCAGAGGAAAAGAUGGAAUUGUAUAUCAAGUUCAAAUUCAUAAAGUCUUAACAGAUUUUUUAUUGUAAUGGUACAUUAUUAAUGUACAUUUUUGAUUCACAACAUUUAAUGACACUAUUUUUUACCUUAAGUUCUAUUAAUUCUACAUAGAAAAAAAGCAAAUAUACUGGAGAGAUUUUGAGAAUUAUAUAUAUAUUAUAUUUAAGUUUCAUGUGCAUAU